Messenger RNA from Lates calcarifer (barramundi perch), 4249 nucleotides. It is a transcript of the gene uba7, whose product is annotated as ubiquitin-like modifier activating enzyme 7. The record is from RefSeq and is a predicted model, not a curated record. NCBI's taxonomy places the organism in Eukaryota, Metazoa, Chordata, Actinopteri, Centropomidae. Gene Ontology annotation, cellular component: cytoplasm; SUMO activating enzyme complex. Gene Ontology annotation, molecular function: SUMO activating enzyme activity. Gene Ontology annotation, biological process: protein sumoylation.
GAAAGUAUUUUCAUUUUACAGUGUGUUCCUGGUUAGUCCUGUUCUGCUGCAGCUGUGUAAGGUGUCCGUUCAGCUGAUCCCUCAGUCCAAACUCGUCACUUCUCACUGGAGCCUCUUAAAAGUACAACAUGGAAAACAUCGGUGAAAUCGAUGAAGGAUUCUACUCGAGACAGCUAUAUGUUCUGGGUCAUGAGGCGAUGCAGCGGAUGGGCACUGCCAGCGUCCUCAUUGCAGGCAUGCGUGGUCUCGGGGUAGAAAUUGCCAAGAAUGUGAUCCUGUCCGGAGUCAAGUCUGUCACUGUUCAGGACGAGGGUCGCACAGAGUGGACCGACCUGUCCUCCCAGUUCUUCCUGAGGGAGUCUCAUCUGGGUCAGAACAGAGCCACAUGUUCCCUCCAGCAGCUGUCAGCCUUAAACCCACAUGUGCGUGUGUCAGCACACACUGGACCACUGGAUGAGGACCUGCUUCUGCAAUUUGAGGUGGUGGUCCUCACUGACUCCUCACUGGGUGACCAGAAGCGUUUUGGUGAGCUCUGCCAUUCACAUGGGAUAAAGUUCAUUGUGGCAGACACCAAAGGACUCUGUGGUCAGUUGUUCUGUGACUUUGGGGAGGCGUUUGAGGUCUUGGACCAGAAUGGAGAGAUGCCUGCAUCAGCAAUGAUUCAAAAUAUCUCUAAGGGGAAUCCUGGAGUGGUGGUCUGCACAGACGACCAGAAGCAUGGAUUCUCAGACGGCACUAAAGUUUCUUUCUCUGAAAUUCAAGGCAUGACGGAGCUCAACAGCAUCGACCCUGUGGAGAUCACAGUCCGCGGCCUUCACUCCUUCAGCAUUGGUGACACUUCAGCCUUUUCCAAGUAUGAACGGGGUGGAGUAGUGACUGAGGUUAAGCAGCCCUGCAUGCUAAAUUUUAAACCACUGAGUGAGGCUCUGUUGAAUCAUGAACUCCUGAAAAUGAACGACUUUGGGAAAAUAAUAAGGCAUAAGACCUUGCACUUGGCUUUCCAAGCUCUCCAUAGCUUUGUGAAGAAAGAACAGCGACUCCCUGGUGUCCGGUCUCAGUCAGAUGCAGAGGCCCUGCUUGCCACAGUGAGAGAGCUGAAUGCAGUCGCACAGCUGGAACAGCUGGAUGAAGACGCUGUGCGAAACCUGUCCUUCACGGCCCAGGGUGACUUGGCUCCUAUGAAUGCUUUCAUUGGAGGCCUUGCUGCCCAAGAAGUUAUUAAGGCAUGUAGUAGGAAAUUUAUGCCCCUUCAGCAGUGGCUAUAUUUUGAUGCACUGGAGUGCCUCCCUCAAGAUGAUCAGCUGGGAGAGAGCUCCUUUUCAGCAAAAGGCACAAGGUACGAUGGACAGAUUGCUGUGUUUGGGUCAGCGUUCCAGGAGAAGCUUGAGAGGCAGAAGUAUUUCCUGGUUGGAGCUGGUGCUAUUGGCUGUGAGCUUCUGAAAAACUUUGCCCUCAUUGGGCUCGGUGCAGGAGAAGGAGGACAAAUCACUGUAACCGACAUGGACUUCAUAGAAAGAUCCAACUUGAACCGCCAGUUCCUGUUCAGGUCUCAGGAUAUUGGGAAACCCAAAUCAGAAAUUGCAGCCAAAGCAGUGCGAGAGAUGAACCCACAGGUCAACAUCACCGCUCACCAGAAUCGUCUGGAUGCUGACAGUGAAGGAGUGUAUGGAUAUGACUUCUUCACAGGUCUUGAUGGAGUGGCUGCAGCCCUCGACAAUGUGGAAGCCAGGGUCUAUCUUGAUGGACGCUGCAUUCAACACCAGAAGCCGAUGCUGGAGGGAGGAACUCUAGGAAGCAAAUGUCAUACUCUGGUGGUGGUGCCUCACCUGACAGAGUCUUACGGACCUGCCAAAUCAAGUUCUAAUAAUGCCAUCCCGCUCUGCACACUCAAGAACUUCCCUCACCGCAUCGAGCACACUCUGCAGUGGGCCAGAGACCAGUUUGAAGGACUGUUCAAACAAACACCUGAAAAUGUGAAUCUCUUCCUGAGGGACGCAGGGUUUGUAGAGCGGACUCUUGGCCAUGGAGACGCUGAGGCCCUGGAGGUUUUAGGGGGGGUGUGGGGCAGCCUGGAGGCCAUGAGAACCGGAGGACAACGUCCAGCCAACUGGGAAGACUGUGUGAGCUGGGCACGCUGUAAAUGGGAGACUCUUUAUAACAAUGAAAUCCGCCAGCUGCUGCACUGUUUCCCUGCCGAUCAGGUGACCUCCACUGGGCUGCCCUUUUGGUCUGGAUCGAAGAGAUGCCCUCACCCACUGACCUUUGACCCAAACAAUACUACCCAUAUGGAGUAUGUGGUGGCAGCAGCUAAUCUGUAUGGGCAAAUCUAUGGGAUCAAAGGGACAACAGAUGUUGCCUCUAUCAGAAAAAUCUUAGAGAAAGUCCACAUACCCUCUUUCACUCCCAAGUCUUCAGUAAAAAUUCAUGUUACUGACGAGGAGAUGCAGGAGGACAAAAAAAGGGGAAGUGAUGAUGCAGAAAAAGCUCGUCUUGAGGAGUUGAAGGGAAAGUUGGCCUCACCGUCUCUGAAAAGCUCAGCCAUGCAGAUGUACCCCAUGGACUUUGAGAAGGAUGACGACACUAACUUCCACAUGGACUACAUUGUUGCUGCCUCUAACCUGAGAGCAGAGAACUAUGACAUCCCCGCAGCCGAUCGCCACCAGAGUAAGCGCAUUGCUGGAAGGAUCAUCCCCGCCAUAGCUACCACAACAGCCGCAGUGGCAGGCCUGAUGUGCCUGGAGCUGUACAAAGUGGUGCUGGGUCACAAGAAUAUCAGCUCUUAUCGCACAGCUUACAUCAACCUGGCUGUCCAGUACUUUGUUCUGUCCCAGCCCAGCCGGCCCCAGCAAUUCCAAGUCGCAGGAAAGAAAUACACCCUGUGGGAUGACUUCCUUGUUGAGGGCAGACGCGGCGAUCAGCAGGAAAUGACCUUGGGCGAUCUGCUCCAGUAUAUCAAGGAUAAAUAUAACUUGAACGUCUGCAGUCUCUUCUACGGAACAGCUUUCUUAUACAGUGGGCAACAGGAGAGGCUUCAGCAGAGUGUGUCUGAUGUGGUGAGAAUGGUCACCAAAGCAGACAUCCCCCCACACAAGAAGAUGCUGGAGUUGGUGCCUUCAUUUGAGGAAGAUGAGGACUGUGAGUCGGUCCCACCCAUCAGGUACCUGCUGCCUUGAUGCCACAGAAAGGAAGUUUCCACAACGUCCAGGUGAAAAACACUCACAUGGAACUGCCUCAAUGUGACAAAACAAACUUGUGACUUCAUAUCAUUUAAAAACUGAAUUUGUUGAUUUAGCUUUAGCCAGUUGUUUUUUUCCAUCCAUUAUCUGGAUUUCUCUUAAUUUUGCUUUACAUUCCAAGUAUGUUUUGAAUAAUUGAUCAUUUUUAUUGUUAAUUACACUUUGAUUAUAUGAAAUGAGUACUUCCACAGUUACACUGUCUAAUCUGUUCCCCUGCCCUUUAACCAGGUCCCCAAAAAAUACAAUACAAAAUGCUCAAAGGUUGAUGCCCAGUUCCUCUUUUGGGCUUUUUCUUUGUCAUGUUUUUAUAAGCCCAAAGAGGAACCAUGGGGAUUGACAAUGUCCUUGGUCAUUACCAGAAAUUUUCACCACAAAGUCUUGUUUUCUAACUGUUGGCUUUUAUUUACGUAUAAAAUGUGCCUUUUGAGAGGUCACGCUAAGAGGUUGUGAAGAUACUUGCCAAGCCAUAUGGAUUAGAUGAUCUGGCGCUGGUGGGGCAGUGCUGGACUGGUUUUCGAGGUCUAAUUCAGGUCAGGCUGAGCUUGAUGUUGAAAGCAUGCAGUCUGAACGGGCAGCUGGCACAGUGGGUACAGCGCUUUGAUGAUUCAGGGUGCUUUUGCCAUCUGGACACAGCUGUCUUGUGUAAAUCCAUGAUUCAAACACACAUAUGUACCCAUCCCUCCCUCUCUGAAGACUCCCUGAGCUGGUCAGAACAGAGAAGCUGGAUUCAUCUUCAAGGACUUUCUUUGUCCUCAGACGGCUUUUGUGCACCUCCCUCCCUUUACCACAGCCUCACUGUUUGUUUAACUUCACACCCGCACAUUAAUAUGUCGUUGUUAACAUGCUCUGCUGUCUCAGUCGGCUAUUAUUGAAUCAUGUCGUGAGGGAUCCUCUCUGUAAUUAUUGCUGCAACUACUUAUAGACUUUUUAAAUCUGUAAUUUGGCAGUGAUUGAAGGAGGCUGUUUGUGAUUCAAUUCUGUUUGAACAAUAAUAAAAUUAUGUCUAUGGGGAA